AAUGUUCAUACCUAGAGAAUUUUGAAUGGUUCAGACGGUUUCAUAUUGCUGGAACGGUUAUCAACAGCAUAAAUAUACAUGUAGAUGUGCUGCAUAAUAUGCAGUAUAUAUAAAUAUAUAUUUGUUUAUACAUAUAUACAUAAAUAUAUAUGCACAAUAUAUUAAGUAUACACUACUUUAUACGUUUUGAACAGGAAACAACCAGGUAAGUUAUCUACUACGCUUUUCAUUUAUUUUCGUUUUUACCAUACCUCAGACGUUUGAAAGAGAGAGAGAGAGAGAGAGAGAGAGAGAGAGAGAGAAAGAGAGAAUAAAAGACAGGAAGGAAAAAUUGAUAAACGUUAAAAAAGUAGUUUUUUUUAUUUUUGCAGUAAAAAAAAAAAAGGCGUGGCAUCUCAAAUGUCGGUUUGAAAAUAGAUUAAUAAGUUGUUGUAUUAAGUAUUAUUUGUUUCCAAUUAUAAUAAAAUUAUUUCUUCAAGUUUUUCUUUAAAUGAACUAUUAUUGAUGGGAUUUUUUAAGUAGUGGGAAAGCGAAAACGGAGGAUAAGAGACAGAUAAACAGAUAGAUAGAUAGCAACGAAGAGAAAGAGACAACAGAGGCAGAUAAUGAACUACAGUAAAAUAAUUAUAAUAUUCAAUAAACCUUACUACCUCCAGAGCUAAUGGUAUACAUCAAUAUUACAUUAUUUUCAUUUAAACAUCUACCAAGUACAGUAUAUAAAGGGGUAACGCCCUUUUUGCAGAUUCAUUCGCUGUAUAAUUCUAGUCACUAACAGACGAAAUUUUUUUAGCUAGAAAGAGAUGGGCGAAAGGGAAGAAAUCGACGAAUUGUCAGCCGAAAUGUCCAAAAUGAGAUACGAUGAGAAGAAGGAAGUAGAAGCUAGAGCGUGGAUGUUUGCUGUAACUGGAGAAAAAUUAGUCGAGGAUGUCGAGGACGAUGAGGUAAUUGGACUGGACCGGUUUGGAGACGCCUUAAAGGAUGGUGUUUACUUGUGCAAGCUUAUUAAUUCUUUAACGGAGGAAGACAAGAUAAAAAUAAAAACAGGACCAGCGGCAAGUUCGCCAUUUCAACAAAUGGAAAGAAUAGAACUGUUUAUUAAAAGAGCUCAACAAUACGGAGUUCGAAAGGAUGAUCUCUUCUCAACGCCUGACUUGUAUGAUAAGCAAAACCUAUCAAGCGUCUUAAAUGCAAUUGAAGGUUUAGCCAGGCGAGCCAGAAACCAAGGAUACGAAGGACCAACAUUCGGCCCGAAAGAAGCAACGGCCAAAGAAAGAAAUUUCACUCCGGAACAACUGGAAGCCGGAAAGAAUAUUUUAGGCCUGCAAAUGGGCUCUAAUAAAGGCGCGAGUCAAGCUGGUAUGUUGGCUGGUAGUCGUAGGGAUAUUUACAUGAAAACCGGAGAUAAGCCGGAAGGACAUCACGUAAUUGGUCUUCAAAUGGGUGCCUUGGAGACACCGCCACCAAAGGCAUCUUCCUACGGAAAUCGUCGUGAUAUUACAUCACAUGGAGUAGAAAAGGCCUAGAAAUUUAAAAAAAAAAAAAAAGUGCGAAAGAUUCUUUAGUUUUUUUCCUUUAUAAUAUUCACAUCAACCUGAAUAUUUUCAACAGUUUUUCUUUAACUAUUUAUUUAUUUCUUUUUUAUUUUAAAUAUUUUUUUUCCUCUUAUUUAUAUACUUUUUAUUUUUAAACUACGGAACGAAAAAGAACAAAAAACGUAAGAAAAAAAGAACAAAAUGGCGGGGUGAAUUUUUUCCCGCCAGGAAAAAGAAUAAGUAAAAAUAAUAGGGAAUUAUCUCUAGAUACUUUUUUUUUAUAUAAACAUAAUAUGUAAACUUUUAAAAGAACAAGUAAUAAUAAAAAGUUCCGUAAAUUAAUUAAGGCAUGCAUCGAUUUAUCAAAAGAGUGAUAGAAUACGAGAAAACUGCAACGAAUAAACGUCAUAUCAGCUUUGUAUUGAUUUGAGAUAAAAAAAAAGGUAUGAGAAGAUAUUAAGAUAGAAGGCUUAUGUGCGAAGAAAAGAGAAAGAAAACGCCCAUAGUACAUGCGAUAAGAUAAUUAUUAGAUGGCGCAGUAAGUCUAGGUGUGUUUCUAUAGUGACGGUUUCAGUGGCGAGAAGUCAGAAACGAUGUUGUCGUGCGACACGUGCGAGAUAGUCUUUCUAAUCUUCUUCAUUAUUUCUUCAACAAUAGGCAAUUGCCUAGUUUGUUUAGUAAUCUUCAAAUCUAGAAGACUUCAAUCUACAACUAACUAUUUCAUAUUAUGCAUUGCAUUUUCCGACUUGAUAUUAUCUGUUAUCGCUAUGCCGCUAAUUCUUGCUCAAAUUCUCAAAGAAACUUGGAAUGUUACUGAAGCCAUUAAUUAUCUUCAAUGGUUUUCUAUAAUCUCUAUUAAUUACGUAUUAAUAUGUAUCUGCUUUGAUAGAUAUUAUACCAUUAUAUACCCGUUAACUUUUAAAGUUACGAGAGUAAUUGCUUUGAAGAUGAUAGGAUCUGUAUGGUCCGUUUCUGUAUUAUUAUCACUAGCUAUUACCUUCUGGGACAGUCGAUCCAGUAUUAUUCUUAUUCACGUAAUAAGUACGCUUCUGAUACCAAUAAGCGUUACUUCUUUGGGCUACUGCAAAUUGUUCAAAUACGUCUGGACAAUAUCUUUAUCAUUUGCUAGGCCAAUAAGGAGAACUACGAAAUUCAUUGCUAGAAUAAAAGUAAAAAUAUUAAAGGUAAUAUGGAAGUUGUUAUACGUGUUUUCUUUUUUUUUUUAACUGGAAAAAAGACAGAGUAUACAGUAGUGUAACAAAAACAAUACAAUUCUGUAUGUUACAUAAAGGAAAGUAUACAGGAACAGAAUGAAAAAUAUACACUGUAUGUACUUUACAUAAUGUACAAUAUACAGUAUAUUAUGUAGUAUAUUCUACACCUUUCCUCAGUAAGCCUACUACUAUAGACUUCUGAAUAGACAAUUAGACAUAGUUGAACAAAUGAAAAAAGCAGGA
This is a messenger RNA of Dimorphilus gyrociliatus, 2989 nucleotides long. NCBI's taxonomy places the organism in Eukaryota, Metazoa, Annelida, Polychaeta, Dinophilidae. The record is from the annotation of a GenBank genome assembly.